AUCGCAUAGUAAUAACACGCGUACGUUGAAGUUUAUGCUUCGCUAUUUGCGGUUUGCUUUUAGAAUUAAUUUUAUUGUUUUGUAACUUGUAUUAUUGUUUGUAUUUAUUAUUUGUUGGAAUCCGUACAUACGCAGCAGCUGGGAGAAUUACUGGGAGAUAAGUAGCCUGGGAGACUUGAUUGAAGAAGACUUGAGUCACUUGAUUGAAGAUUGCGGAUUGCCUCAGUUGUGCCACCAACUGGCCCAUUGCGUUCCUCGGCUCCCGAUCGGACAUAUUUCACUUAAAAUCUGACAAUGGACUUUAUUUUUAAGCCAUUUAUGUUUACCAACGACCUUGUAGAAGAACCCGUGGAGGUUGUCGUUAAUGCAGGAGAUCUUCCAUGGCCGACCGAUGCGAUUCUUUGCGUUCCUCCACUUGGUGUGCAAGUUACUCUCCAUGAGCAAGCCGAAUGUUUGGCAACUCAAGCGUUUCUACGCAUGCAUGGUCUGAAAUUUGUGCUCGAUGAACGCUCGAAUGCAGAAUUCAUAUCCGUAUCUGGUAAACUACCUCUUCUUAAGGUGGAAAAUCAUUUUGUGGCUGGCUUCGACGCCAUUACCGCAUAUGCUCGACUGCGGAUUCGUCAGCAGUUGACUAAUGAACAGGAAGGAUCCAUCCGACCGUAUGUGGAAAUGAUACAAAUAACCGUAAAAAAUGCCGAAUUGUAUGCUGCCUGGUUGGAUGAUGCAAAUUAUAAAGCUGUCACGAAAGAUCGGUAUGGCUCUCCAUAUCCCGCACCGUUGAAUAAAAUUCUGCCGUUUUUGAAACGCUUGCAAAUCAAAGCGUACUUAAUGGAAAUGUCUCCUUUGCGAUCAAUUGAGGACGUUCGAGAGAGUCUUUUAAGUGAUCUGCGAGCUUUGAGCGAACGGUUGGGACCACGACCUUACUUUCUGGAUGAUGUGCAUACAAACGAAUUGGAUGCGUUGGCAUUUGGACAUCUCAGCGCUCUCCUGACAUGCCAUCUUCCAGAAGGAAAUCUGAGCGAACUGGUUCAACGCCAUCAGAAUUUAGUGGCAUUCUGCCAACGAGUGGAUCGGUUAUUUUUCGCCAAAGAACUUGGACUGAAUACCGAACUUUACAAUGCCACUGUAGUUACGGGAAUGCGCCGACUGCCUCCGAUGCUAAUCAAGAGCGACAUUUAAUCUGAAGCACCGGAUUACCAUCUAGCUGCUCGCAUAGUUACUUACUCGCGGCAGCCACUAAUUGCUCUUUUAUUGUUGCGCAAAGUUUUCAGAAUAUGUUGAGAAAGCGAUCAAAUGUUGCGGUGUAUUAAUUAUCAUAUAGUAUUUGUGACGGUUGUCUUAUUACGAGUGAUCUGUAUCCGUAAAGCAGUAAAUUCUAAUAUAUGCCUAUAAACAAGCGGACUUGUGA
Paramacrobiotus metropolitanus is the source of this 1408-nucleotide messenger RNA. Its product is annotated as metaxin-2-like. NCBI's taxonomy places the organism in Eukaryota, Metazoa, Tardigrada, Eutardigrada, Parachela, Macrobiotidae. Gene Ontology annotation, cellular component: SAM complex. The record is from RefSeq and is a predicted model, not a curated record. Gene Ontology annotation, biological process: mitochondrion organization. The transcript has 8 exons. Bases 295 to 1179 code for a protein of 294 amino acids.